This is a messenger RNA of Acanthosepion pharaonis, 1239 nucleotides long. NCBI's taxonomy places the organism in Eukaryota, Metazoa, Mollusca, Cephalopoda, Sepiida, Sepiidae. The record is from the annotation of a GenBank genome assembly.
AUGUCUAUCUAUCUAUCUAUCUAUCUAUCUAUCUAUCUAUCUCAUUCUGUUCAUAUCUGUCUUUCUAUCUCACUCUAUUCAUAUCUAUCUAUCUAUCUAUCUAUCUAUCUAUCUAUCUAUCAUGGUGUAUUUUCUGUCUAUCUGUUGCAGUAUCUAUCUAUCUAUCUAUCUAUCUAUCUAUCUAUCUAUUCGACAUUUUCUUUUUCAUCGUACUCAACAACUACUCCCACUUAUUCAGCACUUGCUACAGAACACAGUGAAGGCAUGAACUUGUCCAUUUUUCUUUGUUUCUUUCUUUUUUUCUAUUUCAAAUAUUUUUCUUUCAUUUAUUCAUUCAUUUAUUCUUUCUUCAUCAUAGGGUUUAUCAAGAUAGUAUUACAGACUGUUUUGUUUUGGUUUUUUUUUUCUAUUUCAAACUUCUUUCUUCCUUACUUUCUUUGUUUCCUUCUUUUAUUCUUUCUUUCUUUCUUUCUUUCUUUCAUUUAUUCAUUUUGUCUUUCUUUCAUCAUAGGGUGUAUCAAGAUAGUAUUACAGAUUGUUUGCUUGGUUUAUUUUUCUAUUUCAAACUUCUUUUUCCUUUCUUUCUUUCUUUCUUUCUUUCUUUCUUUCUUUCUUUCUUUCUUUCUUUCUUUGGUUGUUUGUUUCUUUCAUUCAUUCAUUAAAUUCAUUAUUUCUUUCUUCCAGCAUAGUGUUUAUCAUUAUAGUAUUACAGACUAUUUGUUUUGUUUCUUUUUUUCUAUUUCAAACUUUUUCUUUCUUUCUUUCUUUCAUUCUUUCUUUCUUUGUUUAUUUGUUUGUUUCAUUGUAAAGUUUAUCAAGAUAGUAUUACGGGCUAUUUGCUUUUUCUAUUUCACACUUUUUCUUUGUUUGAUUCAUUCAUUCUUUCUUUCGUUUUUUUCUUUUGUGCGUUGUUUCUUUCUUUUUUCUUUCUUUUAUGAUCGUAGUUAUCAAGUAUUACAGCCUAUUUUUGUUUGCUUCUUUCUAUUUCAAACUUAUUUCUUUCUUUCUGUCUUUCUUUCUUUCUUUCUUUCUUUCUUUAAUUCAUUCAUUAGAUAUUCUUGUUUUUAUCCUUUUCCAAUCUAUCUAUCUAUCUAUCUAUCUAUCUAUCUAUCUAUCUAUCUAUCUAUCUAUGCCUGUUAUAGAUCUAUCUAUCUAUCUAUCUAUCUAUCUAUCUAUACACGUGUUAUAGAAUCUCUGGUUAUCUAUCUAUCUAUCUAUCUAUCUAUCUAUCUAUCAUGA